Ectocarpus sp. CCAP 1310/34 is the source of this 216-nucleotide messenger RNA. The record is from the annotation of a GenBank genome assembly. NCBI's taxonomy places the organism in Eukaryota, Phaeophyceae, Ectocarpales, Ectocarpaceae.
AUGCGGGAGGAACGCCCCGCGAUUCCCGCGGAUGCUCCCGUAGACAUUGCAGAGAUGGUGCCCAAAUGCUGGGCCCAGGAGCCGAAGGACCGCCCGACGUUUCCAGUGCUGUGCAACAGGGGGAACAUCCACCGACGACUUCAAGCGCAGGUAGCUCUUGAUUUUGGGGAACGAUUGAAUAGCCUGGGGGAUGGCCCCGCGGUACAUAUCAUAUGA